UUUCGCAUCCGAGAGGCUGCUCUGUUGAGGUAGGUAUCCAGUUUGGAUUGUCAAAGGUCAGCGAGUGAGCCAGCGGGAGCGCUCGAUCGUACCAUCGCAGGCAGUCGCUGAGUACAAGGCGCUCGGUGAACAGCAGGAGCCGGUCAGUCGAAGCUGACCACUCGAAGCAUGAAGACCGCGACGAAGAUGCUACCGGCGAUUCUGCUGCUGUCGCUGUUUCUUAGCUCGGGGCAGUGGCAAAGCGUUGAUGGGCAGUUCCUGGGGGGCAUCAAAGACAAAGUGCUGCCGACCAACCUGGCCAGAGGCAUAUCCGAGGGUGUGAGCAGUACGCUGGGUAACGCGACCACCGGUCUGAAAAACGCCACCCUCAAAGCCCAGGACAAGAUCGGAGAUGCCGCCAAAGCCAUUGGUAAAGCGACGAAGAGCGCGGUAGACACUGCCCAGAAUGCGGCGGUGAAGAUCGGCAACGCGACGAUCGGCGAGGUGAACGACUGCCUGGGCCUGGGCUCGACUCUGUCCUCGCAGUUCGAGGCCCUGCUGAAGAAGGACGACAACGGCACGAGGGCACAGGACGCCCACUUCUACCUGUACUCGCGCAACCAGCCCCGCCAGGUCGAGGUCAUGAUCGGCAAGCAGUUCGGCCUGGAAUGGACCGACUUCGAGGUCAGGCGCAACACCGUCGUCAUCGUCCACGGCUUCCUCUCCAACGGCAACGAGACCUGGAUCAAGGAGAUGGCCGACGCCUUCCUCUACAUGGCUGACGUUAACGUAAUUGUCGUUGAUUGGAGCGAUGGCGGCGAUACAUACAAUUAUUUGAAAGCAGUUGUAAACACGCAGACAACCGGAAAUCAAAUUGCAACAUUUUUCGGCCAAAUCGCAAAUUACACAGUCGAGCGAAACGGACCCACGAAGGAGCAAUGGGGUAGCAUCCACUGCGUUGGACACAGUUUGGGUGCUCACAUUUGCGGGUAUGCGGCCAACGAAAUCAAGCGCCGCGGAGCUGAUUGGAAAAUCCGCAGGAUAACCGGCUUGGAUCCGGCUCAGCCUUGCUUCAAAACUGCAGAUCUAGCUCUGAAAUUGGACAAAAACGAUGCGCCGUUCGUCGACGUCAUUCAUACCAAUGGCCAAUUUUUGAAGAAACUUGGAUUGGGCCUCCCGCAACCUAUUGGACACAUCGAUUUCUUCCCUAACGGCGGAAAACAACAGCCCGGUUGCGCACUGACCAGCUUUACAAUACCAGUAUUAUCCAUACCCAGAGAAGCUAUAAACAAGGCGAUCUGCAGUCAUGGUCGAUCAUACUUGUACUUUACGGAAUCGAUAGUCAACUCGGUGUCGAACAACUGCACUUUUGUUGCACACCCGUGGGACCGAACAUAUCGAAACAUUGAUCAAGUCUUAUCCAUAAAUUGCCAAUCAAAUAUGUGCAGUGAAAUGGGAAUCAAUAGCGAUAAAUUUAAAUUUAGAGGUUCAUACUUUACUUUGACUUCUUCGGUUCAGCCAUACUGCCAUGCUGGAUAUUGGGAUAGAGAAGAAGCUAAAGAAAUCUUAAAAGACGACUUCAAAGAUACUUUAGAGGAUUAAAGCGAGAGGAUUGAGCAUUAAGCAAUCUUAAAUUAAAAAUAAACAACAAAAAAAUCAACAUGAAGUUAAUAAAACAAAUAUUUGGAAAACUAUAAAACUCAUAGCUAUUCCGUAAUAUUACAUAGAGUAGUAUAGUGCAGGCACAAAAUAAUUAUGGAAAUUUUACUGGUUUUAAAUAACUAUAAAAGAUGUUUUUAAAUUUCGAAUUUAGCGCAAUCCUAAUCAGUUUUUAUUUAUAAUUUUUGUAUUAUCAUAAGAAAGUAUUUGUUUUGUAGUAUAAUCUCUUCAUAUUUUUAAUGUGCGACGAAUACAUCCCCUGCUUUUAUAUGUGUACAUCGCAAUAUAUCGUACAAAGUUAUUAUAAAAUAAAAGAAUUAUAAAUAUUUUGUAACAAA
This is a messenger RNA of Nasonia vitripennis (jewel wasp), 1976 nucleotides long. Its product is annotated as pancreatic triacylglycerol lipase. Gene Ontology annotation, biological process: lipid metabolic process. Lineage: Eukaryota; Metazoa; Arthropoda; Insecta; Hymenoptera; Pteromalidae. Bases 169 to 1581 code for a protein of 470 amino acids. The record is from RefSeq and is a predicted model, not a curated record. The transcript is spliced from 8 exons. Gene Ontology annotation, molecular function: lipase activity.